Messenger RNA from Paramecium tetraurelia, 1782 nucleotides. RefSeq lists its product as uncharacterized. The record is from RefSeq and is a predicted model, not a curated record. The transcript has 3 exons. NCBI's taxonomy places the organism in Eukaryota, Ciliophora, Oligohymenophorea, Peniculida, Parameciidae.
AUGAUCUAAAAAACAGAUUACUUUGUUGAUGACGAUAAAGAAAGGGAAUAUAGAAUUCAAAGAAUGGAAAAGCAAUUAAUUGAAAACUAGUUUACUAAGUAAACGUAUCCAAAAAAAUAUGAUUAUACAAUCUCGAAAAGUAACUAUGCAGUUCCAAUAAAUUAAUUGGAUUAUAAAUCAUUUUAUCAAUCCUUUAUGCCUUAAGAUUAGAAAUAGAUGAGUCUUUAAAAUUUAUAAGCUUCUUAAAAUAAAACAUCGACAUUUAAAUUGAGUCAUGAUAAUAAUAAAAAGGAAGUAACACCAAAUAAAAAGCAGCAAUAAUCAUUAUAUCGAGAUAUCUUAUAAAAAUAAGUUGAAGAGAAACAAAUAUAAUUGAAAUAGUAAAAGGUGAAGCUUGAAUGCACUGAUCUCUUUACUAAUAAUUAAUCGAACACACCAAAUAAUAAGAUUAACAGUUUGAGUAAGUCAGAAUAUUAGAAUUAUUUGUAAUUGUAAAUAUUGGAGAAAUAAGGCAGUAAUAACAAAAGAUUUGAUUCUCCUAAUAAAAAUUUAUAAUAAAUUGAGGAGUAGACUCAAGAUAAAAAUUCUAAGGGAUCAAAAGAAUUUUAAAUAAUUUAGAAGUAAUUAAAAUAAUAUUAGGAAGAAAAACAAUAAAAGGAUCGUAAACUUUUACUGCAGUAGAAAUUUGAGUAGUCAACGUCAAUUCAUGAGAAAACUAAAGAGAAGACUUUUUCUCCUGAGAAUCAUAAUAGAAAGAAGAAUUAUAUAUAGGAAGAAGAAGAGGACAAAGCCAGAACUUAACAAUAGAAAAGUGUUGUAUCCAAAAUAUUGACUGAAUAAAUACAGGAAAAAUAGAAAAAAAGAAAUGAGGAGAAAAAGCAAUAGGAAACAGAGGACAAAUUGGCUGAAGAGAGAUGGAAAAACGAAGUUUAAAUGAUGAAAGAGGAGAAAAAAAAAGAAGAAGAACUCAAAAAGGAAUAAUAAGGAAAAAUUCAAUAGGAGAAUAUUAGGAUGCAUUAAUUGAAGUUAAAGCAAUAGGAGGGGAGAAACAGGAGCAAAUCAAAUUCAUUGCAAGAAUCAAGGAAUGAGGAGGAAUUCAAAGAAGAACUGAAAUAUUUUUAAUAAGAGAUAGAAGAAGAAGAUUAUUAAUCAGAAUUGCUAUAACAAAAUGAGUAGAUGGAUGAUGUACCAUAAUAAUACUAAUAAUAAUAUCACUAUUAAUUUACAGAAAAUAAUGUCAAACCAAAUAAGACUUAAAGUUUUAUUGAUUAAUAGAAUUUGGAAUUAGAUUAAAUAAGACAUUAGAUGAUGGAUUAAUAAUAGUAAUUAGAAAGACAAAUUCAUGCUGCAAAGAAAUUGGCUUAAAUAGGUUUAUUAGAAGGGAAGAAUAGAAUAGAAAAAGAGAUAGUAAUUUAGUCAGGUAGAAAUAAUCAAUAUUUUAAUGAAGAUUAUUCAAUAGGAUUGCUUAGUAAAAAUUAAAGUAAGUAUUAAUAUGAAUUACCUUUUCUAUUUAAUUAAAAAAUCUAACGUGAUUAUUUAUAUACAGAUAAUCUAUUGAGUAAAGUUCAAUUCAAUGGUUAAUCUAGUUUAAUGCCAAUUUCUAUUCAGAAUAAUAAAAACCCAUCAAUAUAUUAGGUAUCUUCUGAAUAACAACAGAAUGAAGCUCGGUCAAAAUCGAAUUCUCAACAUUCUAAAUAACAUUUUCAUACUUAGUUAAUAGAGUCACAAAAACUUAAAUAAAAUGAUGCCUUAAGUCAAUUGCUUUUAGAGUAUCAUGAUUGA